AUGCCCAAGGUUUUCAUAAACGACAAAUCCAGAAUCAACAGGAUCCCCAACAACAUCUACUGCCAUACCGACAUCCACAGGAUCCCCAACAACAUCCACUGCCAUACCGAUAUCAACAGAAUCCCCAACAACAUCCACUGCCAUACCGACAUCAACAGGAUCCCCAACAACAUCCCCCGCAAUACCGACAUCAACAGGAUCCCCAACAACAUCCACUGCCAUACCGACAUCAACAGAAUCCCCAACAACAUCCACUGCCAUACCGACAUCAACAGGAUCUCCAACAACAUCCACUGGCAUACCGACAUCAACAGAAUCCCCAACAACAUCCCCCAACAUACCGACAUCAACAAAAUCCCCAACAACAUCCCCCGCAAUACCGACAUCAACAGGAUCCCCAACAACAUCCACUGCCAUACCGACAUCAACAGGAUCCCCAACAACAUCCCCCGCAAUACCGACAUCAACAGUAUCCCCAACAACAUCCACUGGCAUACCGACAUCAACAAGAUCCCCAACAACAUCCACUGCCAUACCGACAUCAACAGGACCCCCAACAACAUCCACUACCAUACCGACAUCAACAGGAUCCCCAACUACAUCCACUGCCAUACCGACAUCAACAGCAUCCCCAACAACAUCCACUGCUAUACCGACAUCAACAGGAUCCCCAACAACAUCCCCCGCCAUACCGACAACAACAGGAUCCCCAACAACAUCCCCCGCCAUACCGACAUCAACAGCAUCCCCAACAACAUCCACUGCUAUACCGACAUCAACAGGAUCCCCAACAACUUCCCCCGCCAUACCAACAUCAACAGGAGACCCAGCAACAUCCACUGCAAUACCGACAUCAACAGGAUCCCCAACAACAUCUCCCGCUAUCCCGACAUCUACAACAACCAUGACACAGACUCCAACAACAUCAACAGCAAUUCCAACGUCAACCCCAACACAGUCCCCAUCAACUUCAACGGCGAUUCCAACAUCUACGACAACCACAACAGAGUCAUCGACAACAUCCACAGCAAUUCCAACAUCGACGACAAUCAUAACACAGUCCCCAAUAACUUCAACAGCGAUUCCAACAACCACAACAGAGUCAUCGACAACGUCCACGGCAUUUCCGACCUCUACGACAACCACAACAGAGUCAUUGACAACAUCCACGGCACUUCCAACGUCUACGACAACCACAACAGAGUCAUCGACAACAUCUACAGCGAUUCCAACAUCUACAACUACCACAACAGAUCAUCGACAACAUCCGCGGCAAUUCCGACCUCUACGACAACCACAACAGAGUCAUCGAAAACAUCUACGGCGAUUCCAACAUCUACAACUACCACAACAGAGUCAUCGACAACAUCCACAGCAAUCCCAACAUCUACAACAACCACAACUGACAAUCCCAACAUCUACAACAACCACAACAAGUUCAUCGACAACAUCCACGACAAUUCCAACUUCUACGACAACCACAACAGAGUCAUCGACAACAUCCACAGCAAUCCCAACAUCUACAACUACCACAACAGAGUCAUCGACAACAUCCACAGCAAUCCCAACAUCUACAACAACCACAACAGAGUCAUCGACAACAUCCACAGCAAUUACAUCGUCGACAACAACUGCAACCCAGUCCCCAACAACAUCAACAGCAAUCCCAACAUCUACAACAACCACAACAGAGUCAUCGACAACUUCCACAGCAAUCCCAACAUCUACAACAACCACAACAGAGUCAUCGACAACAUCCACAGCUAUUCCAACAUCGACGACAACCACAAAAGAGUCAUCGACAACAUCCACAGCAAUUCCAUCGUCGACAACAACCACAACCCAGUCUCCAACAACAUCAACAGCAAUUCCAACAUCUACAACAACCACAACAGAGUCCCAAACAACAUCAACAGCAAUUCCGACCUCUACCACACCCACAACUUAGGGUCCGACAUCAUCCCCAAUGGAUACACGUUUGGAAUCUAG
Molecule: messenger RNA, 1989 nt
Organism: Drosophila sechellia
Lineage: Eukaryota; Metazoa; Arthropoda; Insecta; Diptera; Drosophilidae
Product: GATA zinc finger domain-containing protein 14
Exons: 5
Coding region: 1-1989 (662 amino acids)
Source: RefSeq, a predicted model, not a curated record